Microdochium trichocladiopsis is the source of this 1809-nucleotide messenger RNA. Its product is annotated as mitochondrial inheritance component MDM10. Gene Ontology annotation, biological process: protein insertion into mitochondrial outer membrane; establishment of mitochondrion localization; mitochondrial outer membrane translocase complex assembly. NCBI's taxonomy places the organism in Eukaryota, Fungi, Ascomycota, Sordariomycetes, Xylariales, Microdochiaceae. The transcript has 2 exons. Gene Ontology annotation, cellular component: ERMES complex; SAM complex. The record is from RefSeq and is a predicted model, not a curated record. The coding region runs from base 234 to 1652 and encodes 472 amino acids.
CAUGCACCCGCAACGGCCAGGGAAGCUCCAGCCCCAGGGUCUUACAAGCUGACCUCGGGAGGAUCUAGUGGGCCAUCGCAAACAACCACUCAGCGUGUGCCGGCACGACUAUCUGCCCAGGUACCUAGCUAGCUCGGCCGACCUCAUGAGCUGACGGUAGCAAGCAGCACAGAGUUUGCUUUGCCCUGGCCGGCGGUCUCGGCGUAGCCGACAAUCCGCAACCUGGCUCGACCAUGCGCGAGUUCAUGGACUACAUCCAGUCCGCCUUCUACUCGGCAACUGGCUGGAAUCGUGAGAGCUCAUACUCGACCCUCAAUGCCACUUCCGAUGCGCUUCUCAACUUCCCGACACCGCGUGGUCUGCGUUUGACUCUCAGUUCCCUCGCGACUCCCCAGUUCGCAACCACAUACCAGCUUGGCACUAUUGGAGUUGUCGACGGCUCGAUAUCGUACCUCUACUCGUCGGUGCCAUUGAACGACACUGUCGCUCAGAGCGACCGCAUCCCACUAUCGACGGUUCUCAAGGGCUACCGAACCUUAGCCGAGCUCCCACGACAUGAGGUUGACAGCAGCCUCGAGGCCACCGCCACCAAGGUGAACUCGUGGUCAGGUUUCAAUCUUAUGGACACUGAAUCUCUGGCAUAUGGCCGCCUAUACUUGCCGAGGUCUAUGCUCGAGGCACUGUUUGUGAAGCGAAUAUCGCCGACCUUACAGAUGCAGAUGAGUGCGGUCUCUGAUCAGUCACUCCGAAACGGCGGGACGGUGUUGAGCAUGCUACAGUACGAUACUGGUCGGUACGGCGUGGAGGGGCUUGCAUCCACUGAUGGAGGGCUCUUAGGCAUUCGUGGGCUAUACAACUUUGGGGGUGACGUUGCGGACACGGACCUUGUUCCAAGCCCGGUCGAGGAAGGAUCAAACCACAAUAACAACAGCAACAAUGAGCGAGACCGCAUCUAUGGUAGAUUCAGCGCGGGCGGCGAAUUCUACUACGGCACAUUAAACAAGUCUGGUGGCAUGAGCCUCGGCGUGCGAUUUGCAACACUACCGCGGCACAAAGGCACACCUCUUACGGCCACGAUGACGAUUAACCCGCUGAUGGGCAACAUGAGCUGGACUUAUGCCGUCAUGGCCGGGGAAAACUGCUCGCUUGCGACACGCACAAGUUUCAACGUAUAUAGCUACGAGAGUGAUUAUGCCGUUGGACUCGAGCUAUGGAGGAAACGAUCUGCGUGGCAAAAUCUGGAAUCCGAAGAUGAUGUCAAGGUUAUUACGCCCACGAUACCACAACGAAGCUUCCAGUCAAAAUUAGAAUGGAAGCUGGACGAGCCGACAAUCGCCUCACCACUGAAGGAACCAGUGGCUGCCGAUGCUGGUCCGACCGUCAAGUCAGUCAAGCCCCGAGAAAGGAGUUUCCAGGCCAAGCUGGAAUGGCGUCUAGACGAUGCAGAAAGCAUGCCGGCCCCUGGUGCGGACACGUUCGAAGACCCUUACGCCGGCGUCCUUAAAGCACGCCUCGAUCAACACUUCCGCGUCGGGCUGCUUUGGGAGGGUAGGAUAAAAUCUCUACUUUUCAGUCUCGGCAGCAGCAUUGACCUGAGGCGGCCCGACUCGCCGUUUCGCAACCUGGGAUUAGAGGUUCAAUUUUCCUCCUGAACGCGCCAAUCUUACAAGCCUUGGCCUACACGAAAACCCAACUUGAUACCAUCAGCCUGGUCUUGCAGGAGGCCGAGACCCGACGAUCCGCAUGCACAGCGGCAGCGCCCAGGGGUCUCCGAGCAUAGUCUAUAGACUUGCGCGGCCACCCUCCCUG